Molecule: messenger RNA, 2100 nt
Organism: Xylaria bambusicola
Lineage: Eukaryota; Fungi; Ascomycota; Sordariomycetes; Xylariales; Xylariaceae
Exons: 1
Coding region: 262-1800 (512 amino acids)
Molecular function (GO): protein binding
Source: RefSeq, a predicted model, not a curated record
GGGCUAGGUAUUUUAUAGGUACCUACCAAUGGGGCAGUUGCUGAGUUAACUGCUAAGUACCCCAGGGUAUAUCGGCGUGAACAUCCCACUUCCAUUGUUUAACUUAAUCCAAGAGGCAAACAUUCAUUCAUUCGCAUCAUCUUACAGUACUCAUAGCAGUCGCUCAAUAUAUGUACUCGAUCGCAUCCCAUCCCACAUCUUGAGCUUCUCAUCCCGCUCUUUGAAUCGCAGCUCAGCGCGGGCGAGAGAGGCUAAAUCGCCAUGGCCGACCUGCAGAAGCCUGCACCCGCUAAGCGCGCUCUACCUUUCAAGCGCACCGCAAGGCCAAAACCCCCAGGCGACGCCGUACCCGCUGCCGACGACGAUGGUCUAGCGCUGUUCAGUCAAUCGAAAAACUAUUUCCCUACUGUUGUCGAGGAUCAGCAAAGACGUGCGCGAGAGAAGGCCAAGAAAGCCGAGCAAGAGCGCAAUGAGAGACUGGCACGUGAACGAGAAGAAGAAGAGGCCAAGGCUCGCGAGGCAGAGUCACGGCGUGAGAAGAGGCGAAAGGAGGCUAAGGAAAGAGAGAAGGAGAGCGACUCGGCCAAGAAACGACGCCGGAAUUCUCUGCUUUCUCACGAAGGAGAUGAUGAUGUGUUUUCCGACCAACCUCAAACACCUCACAAGCCAUCUAGUCCGCUCAGUUCAAGUAGCAGGCGCGACGACUCUGUGCCGAGAAACUCGCGCGAACCAGAAACCGCGCGCAAACCGCGCGUAUCGACGCCGGAGGAGGCACCUGUCGUUCUUCUAGACAGCAGUGAUGACGAAGAUCCAACCAGACGCGGCUCAAACAUUAUUGGCACGAGCUCGGGAAGGCAUUCAAUUAAAGGAAAGGGGAAGGCCGUAGCUGAUGAGGGUGACUCAGAUAUUGAAAUGUGGGAGGAGAAGAAAGAGAACGAGGAGGAAGCUGAAGGAGGAGAAGGUGAAGAUCCAUCGGAAUUCUACAUCAAGGCAGCAAUGGAGCGCAUGCGCAAGGCAAAAGAGGCACGUCUUGCACGCGAAUCCUCAGCAGCUAGUAACGGGAAAAAUGAACUGCCUAAUCCCAGCGUCAAUGACGAUGCACCGGUGUCCGUUAUGAUCGCAGCACCUGCACUCUCGGACGCCAAGGUUUUGUGCUGCACAGUCCGCACAACACAAGCACUUCAAAUUGCAUUUGACACCUUCAAAGAGCGCCAGAAGAGCCAAACCAAAUACCCGCACAAGUUAAUAUCUGAGCUGGUGUUCACUUGGCGCGGCGACCGCGUUUACUACACAACGAAACUCGAGACAUUGGGGAUCCGCCCGCGCGGUGUCGACGGCCGAUUACACGACAACACCCACAGCGGGCGCAACGGGCCUGAGGGCUAUGUGGGGAAGGAUAAGGUUUACUUCGAGGCGUGGUCUCCAGAAGAUUAUGAAAAACACCAGCAGGAACAGGAACGGGACCGCAAGCGUCGGGAGAUGGGUGAGUGGUGGGAUGAAGACGAUACUGCCAAUGGUCAGGGCAACAACGAUGGCCAGGCGGCGGACGCGGAGGCGUCGCAGAAAGAGGAAGACCGGGUCAAGGUCAUCUUCAAAGCGCGGGACAUGCCGCCUCGCAAUGUAACACUACGCAAGUACAGCACUGUCGCACACAUGAUCAAGGCUUUCCGCAAGCUAGCCGGCAUAGGCGAGGACAAGCAUAUCGAAAUCCGCUGGGACGGUGAGACCCUGGAUUUGGAAACUACUGUCGAGGAGGCUGAUAUCGGGGAUAUGGACUCGGUUGAGGUGCAUAUCCGGUGAAGAAGUCAGCUCAAAGAGCAACAAGAUGUGACCUCGGCGGCUUGAUCGUUGGAUAUCUGUUCUGUUUUUUUGGGUUGUUUUCUUCUUCUUCUUCUUUUGGCGUCAGGAGCCCAGGCGUUUUACGAGGGAUGCAUAAAGCGAACUAACGGAUGGAUGAAUAUGGAUGGACAACGGAAUGAAGCACUUUGUGGGAAUACGGCCAUGACGGAGUCAAUGAAUAUGAAUCUCUGCUUUGCUUUAUGAUACCCUUAAUCUAAAUACAAACCAUACCAAAUGAGACUAUGCCUCUAUAACCUGUUA